Messenger RNA from Phascolarctos cinereus (koala), 3124 nucleotides. The record is from RefSeq and is a predicted model, not a curated record. NCBI's taxonomy places the organism in Eukaryota, Metazoa, Chordata, Mammalia, Diprotodontia, Phascolarctidae.
AUGGCUUCAAGCCCGUGCGAGAGAAUCUGCUUAUUAUUGCCGUUUUACAAACGAGACGCGCCGGCCCUGAGAAUGGGAGACUCAGGUGCCUCCUUCCUGCCCCUCCGCCUCCAGAAAGCAGUUUCCCCGAAUGUAAAGGGGCAGCGUCGGGCCUCGACCGUCGCGCAGCUCCCUUCCCUCCUGUCCCCUCCCUUGCCCACCCUCGACGUUACCGGUGAGGAAACUGAGAGCCAGGCAGGGGAGGGCCGGGAGCACCGCGGCCAGUACCCCGCCGUCCGGGCCGCCGAGCCCGCCUCAGUUUCCUCGGCCGGGGCCUACCUACCUGCCUCCCUCGGGGAGGGCGGGCGGCGGCGACGGCGGCGGCGGCGGCGGCGACGGCCGGGCCUGGGCUCGCGCGCCGGCCGGCGGACUGCGGGGGGGAGGGGCGGGCGCGGAGGCGCGCGGACGGGGGGGGCGCGCGGCAGGGGGGAGGGGUCUGAGCGCGGGGACGCGGCCGAGCCUUCAACCCUCGUCCGGCCCCGGCCGCCGCCGCCGCCGCCGUCGCCGCCGCCGCCGCCGCUGCUGCUGCUGCUGCCGCUGCGGAGACAUCGAGCGAGCAGGCCGCGCAGCCGAGCGCCGAGCCGGGAGCGCCCGGCGUCCGGCCAGACAGCGCGCGCCGAGCGCCGAGCGCGUCCAGGCCCAAGCAGCAGAGCCCAGGCGCCAUGGAUGGAGCCCUCCUCAUUCCUAGCCGUCCCACAUGACAAAAAAAGAGACAAAAGGAAAAAGAUCAGUUUAACUGACCAAUUCACGGGCAGCGGACGGCGCUGGUGGGCAGCGUGGAGAAAAGUGCCGGACCCGAGGCCAAAUCUAAGAACGCUCAGCCGUGGCCUGCCUUCCGCAGAGCCCGCAGGAGCAGCGCCCGGGCCAGACCGGGAGGACGCAUCCCACGGGAGCAGAAGGAUGGGAUGGCCCUAAGAAAGCCCAGGUCCACGGAGCGAGGUACAGAGCACGUGGCUGGUGUCCCGACACCUCGGGCUGAGCCAUCUUCCUCCGCAGAACGAGGGGCUUGCACUGCUCAGUCCCUCCUAAAGCCCGUCCAGCUCUUUAAUAGAGGCGGGCCUUCUCAUCCUCUCUAAAAAGUUUUGAUGUUGGCCCCGAUCAGGUCACCAGGAGAGAGAGUAACAAAAAUCACUGUUACAGAAGGAGUCAAUGCUUAGGAUCAAAGGUGCGGUUGGUUAAGAAUCUUUUUUUUUUUUUUGCAACGGUGGCCUGAGACUUUCCCAAGCCUCUCCCAGAGGAAUUUUUUUUCUAUUUUCGAGCAUAAUCUCUGUGGUAUUGGAUACUCCAUCCAGUUGCCAUUCAGAACACUUACAUACGUGUAACAGAGCUAUUCCACGAACAUUAAGCACCCAUUCUCCCAUGAACUAGGCACUGGGCUUCACAGGCCAACAAUAAAGUAAUGCCAUCUGUCCUCAAGGAGCGAGCAUGGGGGGAGGGGGAUUAGGGAAGAGAAUAUGGCAGUAGAAAGUAACUGGCACAGAGCGCUGAGAGGACAAUAACGAUGCAAAAAUGUCACAGACCAGCUGGACAAGUAAAAGGAAAAGAGUUAAGCAGAGUAAGCAAACUAGGAUAUAUUAACAGUGUGAUUAUAUGUGGGUGUAUGCACACAUGCUAUAAAAAUAACAUUAUGCAUCACUAGCACAAUAAAUGGAAAUUUGUACAUGAAAUAACAUUCAGUGAAAAAAAAAAUCAGAAUGCAAAAUAGUAUGUACACCCUGGCCACAACCGUGUAGCAAAGGCUGUCAGUUGGAGGGAACUGUAAUGUUCAGAGAAUCUUGGAAUCUCAGAACUGCCAGAUACCUCGGAGGUCUUUUAUUCAACCCCUUAUAUGAAGCAUGAAAUGUUUCUCAUUAGGUUAAGGCUUUUGGUAUUUUUGCUCAUAGUGAAACAAACAAACAAAACCCAUGAGGUUUGUUAUGUAAUUCCAUGUUAUCUUUCAGACAGUUCUGAGCUAUGUAAUUAGUUCCAGGAUCAUUUAUUUGCUUUCAUGUUUUGACUGAUCCAGUCUAUGGAAGGCUAGCCUUUUGCAUUCUUUAAAUGUCGCAGGCUUCAAGCCUCUCUUCAAUACUCUUCAGCUCUUUUACAGGCUAGGAGUUUCCCUGCUGAAGGAAGCAAAGUUAAUUAGCUGUGGCUGACACUCUUGGAAACUUCCCACAGCCCAGUCACUCCCAUCCCCAACUUCUAUGGGCCCUUUGACCUCAUUCUUAACUAGGUAGAUACAUAAGCCUGUACCUCUUGAGAAACCCUCAAGACGGCACCUCUACACCCAAGUCAAUUGUUAAGGAAGGACAUGAAAGUUACGUGCUAGAAAAAAACAUACCCCACAAAUUGUUGGGGAAGAAAAUACAGCCUCUUGAGACCAGGUUGUCCCCAGCACUUAGCCUCAGUGACUGAUUGAAAAGGUGCUGGAGCUGGGAGGAGAUGCUUUGGUUCAAAAGAUGGGCUCUGAUUUCUAUUACCAUGGGUAAAUCACGGAACUCCUCAGGAAUUCACUUUUACUUGUAAAAUAAAGAGAGUGGAGAAGAUGGCCUCUGAAUCCCUUCCGUAUCAGUUGAGCAUUUAAUCAGUAGGGUGCUAGGAAUACAAACCGAGGCAAAGGGCAGUCCCUGCCCUCAAAGAGUUUACAGUCUAAAGGGGGAGACAAUGGGCAGACAAAUGUGCACAAAGCAAGCUACAUCCGGAAUGAAUAGGAAAUAAUUAACAGAGGGAAGGCAGUGGAAUUAGGUGGGGUUGGGAAAUGCUUCCUAUAUAAAGUGGAAUUAUAACUGGGAUUUAAGGAAGCUGGGAGAUCAGUAGCCAGAAUGGAGGGAGAGCAUUCCAGACAUGGGAGACAGCCAAAGAGACUGCCCAGAGCUUUUUACUUGGAAAAAAAAUGCCUCUGAAACCUGUCCAAGAUCUUUCUUCCUACUUACUCGAGCCUUCUUUAUGUUACAAUUCAGAGUUUGUUUAGCAAAUUCUUCAUUUGCUCUAAAAGGUUCUUUCGAGGACAGACUCCCACUUUGUCCCUCAUGACAUCAGUAACUACCAACUUUUUUUGAUGCAGGGAUCAUAAUAAGUGUCAAACCCAGAUGUGAGGAACAGAGAA